Molecule: messenger RNA, 3199 nt
Organism: Andrographis paniculata
Lineage: Eukaryota; Viridiplantae; Streptophyta; Magnoliopsida; Lamiales; Acanthaceae
Product: coatomer subunit beta'-2
Exons: 24
Coding region: 118-2880 (920 amino acids)
Biological process (GO): endoplasmic reticulum to Golgi vesicle-mediated transport; intracellular protein transport; intra-Golgi vesicle-mediated transport
Cellular component (GO): COPI vesicle coat
Molecular function (GO): protein binding; structural molecule activity
Source: RefSeq, a predicted model, not a curated record
UAUAAAUACGCGCAACUUCUCCCUCUUUCUUUCUCUCUCAUUCACUCACUCUUCGAUCUUCCGCUUCGAUUUCGAUCCUUUAGGGCUAACAAAUUGCAGCAAGUUUCACCAUAGAAAAUGCCGCUCAGAUUAGAAAUCAAGAAGAAACUUGCUCAAAGAUCGGAAAGAGUAAAGUCUGUGGAUCUGCAUCCAUCAGAGCCAUGGUUAUUGGCGAGUUUGUAUUCAGGGACUGUUUGCAUCUGGGACUACCAGACACAGACAAUGGCUAAAUCUUUUGAGGUUACAGAGCUACCAGUGAGAUCUGCAAAGUUUAUAGCACGAAAGCAAUGGGUGGUUGCUGGUGCUGAUGACAUGUUCAUUCGAGUAUAUAAUUACAACACAAUGGAUAAGGUCAAAGUAUUUGAGGCACAUACUGAUUAUAUUAGGUGUGUUGCUGUUCAUCCCACCCUUCCAUAUGUGUUGUCAUCUUCGGAUGACAUGCUCAUAAAGCUUUGGGACUGGGAAAAGGGAUGGGCAUGCACUCAAAUUUUUGAGGGCCAUUCUCAUUAUGUGAUGCAAGUGACAUUUAAUCCCAAGGACACCAAUACUUUCGCAAGUGCAUCUCUUGAUCGGACUAUUAAGAUUUGGAAUCUUGGCUCCCCUGAUCCAAACUUCACCCUUGAUGCCCACCUGAAAGGAGUCAAUUGUGUAGAUUAUUUUACUGGCGGAGAUAAACCUUAUUUAAUCACUGGUUCUGAUGAUCACACAGCUAAGGUUUGGGAUUAUCAAACUAAGAGCUGUGUCCAGACGCUUGAAGGGCACACUCACAAUGUUUCUGCUGUUUGUUUCCAUCCUGAACUUCCCAUUAUAAUAACAGGUUCUGAGGAUGGUACAGUCCGUAUAUGGCAUGCCACAACGUAUAGGCUUGAAAACACAUUAAACUAUGGCCUUGAAAGAGUUUGGGCUGUUGGUUACAUUAAAGGCUCGAGACGGGUUGUUAUUGGUUAUGAUGAAGGAACUGUUAUGGUAAAGCUUGGUCGAGAGGUACCUGUUGCUAGUAUGGAUAACAGUGGGAAAAUCAUUUGGGCUAAGCAUAAUGAAAUUCAGACUGUCAACAUCAAGAGUGUAGGGGCAGAUUAUGAGGUUGCUGAUGGAGAGAGAUUGCCUCUAGCUGUUAAGGAAUUGGGUACUUGUGACCUUUAUCCACAGAGCUUAAAGCACAAUCCCAACGGUCGCUUUGUUGUUGUGUGUGGGGAUGGUGAAUUCAUUAUUUACACAGCUCUGGCAUGGAGAAACAGAUCAUUUGGCUCAGCUUUGGAAUUUGUUUGGUCGACGGAAGGAGAAUAUGCUGUUAGGGAAAGUACAUCCAAGAUUAAGAUCUUUAAUAAAAGUUUCACGGAAAAGAAAAGCAUCCGUCCUGCUUUUUCUGCAGAGCGUAUUUAUGGUGGAAGUCUGUUGGCAAUGUGCUCAAAUGAAUUUAUCUGCUUCUAUGAUUGGGCCGAAUGCAGAUUGAUAAGAAGGAUUGAUGUCAAUGUUAAAAAUCUCUACUGGGCAGACAGUGGUGAUUUAGUUGCCAUUGCCAGUGACGCAUCGUUCUACAUACUCAAAUAUAGUCGUGAUGUUGUUUCUGCUCAUCUGGAUAGUGGGAGGUCAGUCGAUGAACAAGGUGUGGAGGAUGCUUUUGAACUACUUUAUGAAAUAAAUGAACGCGUACGGACUGGAAUUUGGGUGGGGGAUUGUUUCAUUUAUAGUAACUCUUCUUGGAGACUUAAUUACUGCGUUGGUGGUGAGGUGACAACAAUGUUUCAUUUAGACCGGCCCAUGUAUCUGCUUGGGUAUUUUGCUAAUCAGAGCCGUGUUUAUCUCAUUGACAAAGAAUUUAAUGUUGUGGGAUUUACUUUGCUGCUCAGCCUGAUUGAGUAUAAGACACUUGUCAUGCGUGGUGACUUGGAAAGGGCAAGUGAAAUUUUACCGUCUAUUCCACAGGAGCAUCAUAACAGUGUAGCCCGUUUCUUGGAAUCACGUGGGAUGGUAGAAGAUGCACUUGAAGUUGCUACGGAUCCUGACUACAGAUUUGAGUUGGCCAUUCAGCUUGGCAAGUUAAAGAUUGCUAAGGAAAUUGCCACAGUGGCGCAGAGCGAGUCUAAAUGGAAGCAAUUGGGUGACUUAGCUAUAUCUACUGGAAUGUUGGAAAUGGCCGAGGAGUGUUUGAAACAAGCAAAUGAUCUGAGCGGUUUGUUGCUACUAUAUUCUUCUUUAGGUGAUGCCGAAGAAAUUACUAAACUCGCUACUCUUUCCAAAGAGCAUGGGAAAAACAAUGUUGCAUUCCUUUGUCUAUUUAUGUUGGGUAAAUUGGAGGAGUGCCUUCAGCUGUUGAUUGAUAGCAACCGGAUACCUGAAGCUGCAUUAAUGGCUCGAUCUUAUCUUCCUAGUAAGGUGCCAGAAGUUGUCGCGCUUUGGAGGAAAGACCUCAAUAAGAUUAAUUCAAAAGCUGCAGAAUCUCUUGCUGAUCCAGAAGAAUAUCCCAACCUUUUCGAGGAUUGGCAAGUCGCCCUCGCAAUCGAAGCCAAAGUUGCCGAGUCGAGGAGUCAAUAUCCUCCAGCAGCUGAAUACUUGCAAAAUGCUGAUCGAUCAACCGCAAGCCUUGUAGAAACCUAUCGAAACAUGCAAUUGGAAGAAGAAGCCCUCGAGAAUGGAGGUUUGGAUUAUGAAGACGAGGUUGUCGGGCAGAAUGAAGAUGUGCCCGAUGACACACAAGUAGGUAGGGAUGAAAGUCAAGAAGAAGAAGAAGAAGCUGUUGUUGUAGAUGCUGAGUCAGCAGAUGGCGCCGUAUUUGUUAAUGGUAAUGAGGCCGGCGAGGACAAGUGGGAUACAAACAACAGAGACAAACAAUCAGUGUAAAAGCAAUUUGUCGUCCCGGUUUGAAUUUCCUAGUUUCGUUGCCUGGUGAUUUACCAUUUUUAAUUUUUUUCUGCUCGAUAAAAACUCCAAUUUUCUUUUACUAGUCUCGGGUACAGUUUUUAUAGUCUUGGUGCCUCUAUAUGUGAUUCUUGCAGCUUGUCAUCUUAAUAUUUGCUAGAAAUUUUCGAGUUAUCGGGAAAUUUAUUCAUGGUAGGGAAUUAUUCAUUUUGAGGCAACUUGGCCGGGUAAAAUGAUUUGCGCCGGUCUAUUAUAUUGAUUUACAAUAGUGUCGGCUGUGUAUGUCGCGGUGUUCUUGUCU